AUGGGAGGCGGCGGAUCCAAGGAAGAAGGGAUAGAGGAUUUCAAGGGAGAGCUGAGAAAGACGCUAGACGGUCACAAAGACACCGUCACGUGCUGCACCUUCUCCCCAGACGGCAAGUUGCUGGCCACGAGCUCAGCGGACCACUCAAUCCUCGUCUGGGACACGACUUCAUUCCGAGUUAGGGGCCACCUGAAGAGCCACUCGGGAGAGGUGACGGCAGUAAGUUUCUCUCACGACAGCACGUUCCUCCUCUCCUGUGGUAGAGAUAGUCGUGUGAUCCUCUGGGACCCGCGGGCUGGGAAACUGCUGCAGAAAUCCAGGAAACAUAAGGGAGCGGUUCUUCACUGCUCAUUUUCUCCAGACGACGCUCUGGUGUUUGCCACGGCAUCAGACGACGAGACUGCGGGACUGUGGAGCAUUCAGGGACCCAAGAUGGAGCGGCGAGAGCUAACCGGACACCGAGGAGUCGUGUUUCAGGCCAACUUCUCUCCGGACAAGAUCUUGUUGGCGACGUGCGGAAACGACAGAAAGAUUCUACUCUGGAACAGAAGCUCAGGGAAAAGAGUCAGCAAACUAAAGGACCCGUACAGUCGAGUACUGAGCUGUCAUUUUUCACCAGACGGAACACUUCUGGCGGCCAUUGUGGACGGAGAGAGAGUGAGAAUUUGGAAUACUAUGCGUGGGGAAGUUGUGAACGUUCUAGAAGGGCACCACAUCCAGCCAAUAGUGUGCUGUGCCUUCAGCCCAGACGGUCGGGCGCUGGUGACUGGAGCGGGGGACAAGACGUAUGCCAUGUGGGAUGUGAGGGAGACACAGUCUCUGCCAUUCUACCACACCAAGGCCCACGACAGCUGGGUUCAGUCUGUCGCAUUCUCUCCCGACAUGAAAUACCUCGCAACUGGCAGCAGUGACAAACUAGUGAAAAUCUGGAAAUAA
Molecule: messenger RNA, 936 nt
Organism: Geodia barretti
Lineage: Eukaryota; Metazoa; Porifera; Demospongiae; Tetractinellida; Geodiidae
Source: the annotation of a GenBank genome assembly